AUGACGGCAACGGGCGGAAUUUUUCAAAAUGGUUCUGAGGCUGGACCGUCCGGCUCCUGGCGGGAUCUCGGAGGUGGCCGUGCUGCCGCCGCCGCUGCGCGGAGCGGCGGCCUAGAGAGCCGAGCCUGAUGGGCGCCGAAAGCGGCCGGCUGCCUGGAGCGCCGCUUCCGAGGGACUGCGGAAAGGAGCGAGUCCAGCGGACGGCGGUGACAGUUCAGAAACAUGGCGGCUUCCAUCGGGAACAAGAUAGAGGAUUUCAGAGUUGGAAACCUCCUUGGGAAGGGGUCGUUCGCCGGGGUCUACAGAGCAGAGUGCCGACGCACGGGUCUGGAAGUGGCCAUCAAGAUGAUUGAUAAAAAGGCCAUGCGCAAUGCAGGGAUGGUCCACAGGGUCAAGAAUGAAGUGGAGAUACACUGUCAGCUGAAACAUCCUUCUAUCCUGGAGCUUUAUAACUAUUUUGAAGACAGCAAUUACGUGUAUCUGGUAUUAGAAAUAUGUCAUAAUGGAGAAAUGAACAGGUAUCUGAAGAAUAAAACAAACCCUUUCUCUGAAAGUGAAGCUCGACAAUUCAUGCACCAGAUCAUCACUGGAAUGCUGUAUCUUCAUUCUCAUGGCAUAUUACAUCGGGACCUCACACUUUCCAACCUCUUACUCACACGUAAUAUGAAUAUCAAGAUUGCUGAUUUUGGCCUAGCAACUCAAUUGAAAAUGCCAAAUGAAAAGCACUAUACGUUAUGUGGAACUCCUAAUUAUAUUUCACCAGAAGUUGCCACAAGAAGUGCACAUGGGCUUGAGUCUGAUGUUUGGUCCCUAGGGUGUAUGUUUUACACAUUGCUUAUUGGUAGACCCCCUUUUGACACUGACACAGUCAAAAACACAUUAAAUAAAGUGGUAUUGGUAGAUUAUGAAAUGCCAACUUUUUUGUCACAAGAGGCCAAGGACCUUAUUCAUCAGUUGCUUCGUAGAAAUCCAGCAGAACGUUUAAGCCUGUCUUCGGUGCUGGAUCAUCCUUUUAUGUGUCAAAGUUCUUCAGUGAGAAUUAAAGGUUCAGGAACUAUUGAAGAUUCAAUAGAUAGUGGACAUGCUACCAUUUCUACAGCACUUACUGGUUCUUCCAGUGCCAGUAUAAGUGGUUGCUUACCCGACAAGAAAAGACUAUUGUUUGGUCAGCCACUUCCAAAUAAAAUGACUAUAUUUCCAAAGAAUAAGAAUGUGAGUGAUUUUUCAUCUGGUGAUGGAAGCAGUUUUUAUAAUCAGUGGGGAAUUCAAGGACAAGAGAUCGAUCAUAGGGGCCGGGGAAGACUGCUUCAAGAUGCUGAAGAAAGGCCACAUUCUCGAUACCUCCGCAGAGCCCACUCCUCUGAUCGAUCCAGUACUUCUAGUGGUCAUUCUCAAGCCAAACCACCCACUGUGGAGCGUUGUCACUCAGCAGAUGUCCUCUCAAAGCCCAACAGAAGGGGGUGGCCUGAAAAUGAGGAGCGGUUUUCACCUGUUGACAGCAAUGCCAAUGUUUUUCACAUAUUUAAAGAAAAUAUUUCAAAUAUUCCUGAUUCUUUUGGAAAAUCUGAUAAAGACCAAGCACGUUCUCCCCAUCCAGGAAGAUCUGCUUUUCCAUUUUCAGACCAGACAUCUCAAUCCGAAACAGUUCAGCAGUGGUUUGGAAACUUGCAAACAAAUGCCCAGUUAAGAGAGGCCCCUGUUCACAUCAGCAUUAACUCGAACAGAAAUGUCCAGGGUCAUCCAGAUUUGCAGGACACAAGGAGAAAUGCAUGGACUGACAGGAUGGGUAACAGGGAUACAGAUGUUUCGGACAAUGCACAUUGUGUCAAACAGUCAAAUGCCAUGACAUACAUGCCUGCAUGUCACCGUGAACCUGAAACUGUGCAGCCCGUGCCUGUGUUUGGCUCACAUCCCGUCUCUGAGCCAAGCAAGUCUAGAAGCAUGGAACCCCAAACGGGUCACCAGAAGCGAACCUUUCGGAGCGUGACCUCUCCUUUGAAUGCCCGGAGGCUAAAGCCCAUCAGGCAGAAAACGAAAAAAGCCGUGGUGAGCAUACUUGAUACAGAAGAAGUGUGUGUGGAGCUGCUGAAGGAGGUGGCCUCCCAAGAGUAUGUGAAAGAAGUUCUUCAGGUUUCUGGCGAUGGAAAUUCGAUCACAAUUUAUUAUCCAAAUGAUGGAGAAGGUUUCCCUCUUGAUAACAAACCACUCCCUCUUCCCAAAGAUGUGACUAGGUAUAGCUUUGAUUCUUUACCAGAAAAAUACUGGAGAAAGUAUCAAUAUGCUUCCAGAUUUGUGCAGCUUGUGAGAUCUAAAACACCCAAAAUCACUUAUUUUUCAAAAUACGCUAAAUGCAUUUUGAUGGAGAAUGCUCCUCACGCUGAUUUUGAAGUUUGGUUUUAUGAUGGAGCAAAAAUACACAAAACAGAAGACUUAAUUAAUGUGAUUGAAAAAUCUGGGAAAUCAUACACUUUGAAAGGAGAAACUGCCAUUGAUGGCUUGAAAGAAGAAAUAAAAGUAUACGUAGAUCAUGCAAAUGAGGAACAUCGUUUUUGCCUCGAGCUGGAGUCUUGUGUUUCAGCAGUAGAAAGAAAAAAUGGAAGACUUUCCUUUCCUCUGGUUGUUGGAAGAAAGCCAGGCAACCCGAGUUCCCCCCAGGCUGUGGCUCCUCCAUCUUUUGUGGAUCCAGUUUCUUUAGUGAAAGAUAUGGCAUCAUUAAAUAGGGGGGUUGUGAGCUCCUCGGCAUCUUCAAACCAGGCACCUACCACUAGCCCUUCAAUUGUUCCAUAUGAAGGCUCUGGGUUAACAGCAGCUAUGCCUGAAACAGAAGGGUCUUCUACCAGCCCAGAGGAUUAUCUUCCAAAAUCAGCCAAACUUCUGAAGUCUGUUUUUGUGAAAAAUAUUGGUUGGGCUACACAGUUAAGCAGUGGAGCUGUUUGCGUUCAGUUUAACGAUCGAUCCCAGUUGGUGGUUCAGGCUGGAGUGCCCUCCAUCAGUUAUACUUCACCAAAUGGCCAGACAACCAGGUAUGGGGAAAAUGAAAAAUUACCGGACUACAUCAAGGAGAAGUUACAGUGUGUGUCUUCCAUCCUGUUGAUGUUUGCUAAUCCGACUCUGGGUCCCCACUGAAUAAAAGAGUUCUUUUGGAUGAUUUAUGUUAGCUAAAUGACUUUGUUGGCUUGAGAGGAAGUGAUUUUAUUCAUCUAAGUAUAGCCACUCCAGACGGCCCUUCUAGAAGAGGAUUUUAAUAUGACUGCAAUGCUUGUAUUUUAACUAGGCUGCCGUCAGAAGGUAAAGGACCCAUUUCUUACGCAAUUCCCUGAUGCCGUCCCUACUAUUACAUCUGUGUAUUUAUGUAUGUGUUGUGAAGUGGAAGUGUGCAUAAUCUAUAUGUGGGGGGUGGGGGUGGGGGACACGUCUUUGCUUUUACUGUUUUCUCAGGCAUGUUGGGAAUCAUGGAAAAUGUGGUGUUCAGAUUUUUAAACAUGUACAUAAUUUGUAUAUACGUUAUAACUAACGUAAAAUUGUAUACUUGUUUAUAGCUUUAUUUUUGUAGCACCAAGUUUCUAAUGAAACAUUCCUACAAAAGUGUUUUUGUUUUUAAAAAAAUGCAAAUAAAUGCAGUGUUAUGAGUGCUCUAGCCCUGAUUCAUUUCAUUUGACAUGUCAGAAAAAAUAACUAGGUUAUUAUAAUUUUAUUGUAAGCAUUUAAAGUGAAGCAAUUUGUACAUAUUUUUUUAAUCCAUGUCUAUAAAGCAGUGUAUUUUAAUGAUGGUUUUAUAUAUGUAUAUGUUUUCUUUUUUAAACUAAAGGAUUUUAUGGACUGCAACUAACAUG
This is a messenger RNA of Trichosurus vulpecula (common brushtail), 3833 nucleotides long. It is a transcript of the gene PLK4, whose product is annotated as polo like kinase 4. The coding region runs from base 223 to 3126 and encodes 967 amino acids. The record is from RefSeq and is a predicted model, not a curated record. NCBI's taxonomy places the organism in Eukaryota, Metazoa, Chordata, Mammalia, Diprotodontia, Phalangeridae. Gene Ontology annotation, biological process: protein phosphorylation. Gene Ontology annotation, molecular function: protein kinase activity; protein binding; ATP binding. The transcript is spliced from 16 exons.